CUCUCGGCCGCCCGCCCCUCGCCUCGUCCAAGAUGGAGGGCGCUCGGCCGGCGCCGCUGGCCCUCCGGCUGUUCCUGCUCGCCGCGCUGCCGGCCGCCGGCUGGUGGGCGACGGGCGCCCCGGAGUCGCCGCAGCCGCCAUCCCGAGCCCCUCAGGACAGUAUCAGAGUUAACGUAACUACCUUGAAAGAUGAUGGCGAGGUAUCUAAUGCACAGGUUGUUCUUAACAUAACCUAUGAGGCUGGACAGGUAUAUGUAAAUGACUUACCUGUAAAUAGUGGUGUAACCCGAAUAAGCUGUCAGACUUUGAUAGUGAAAAAUGAAAGUCUGGGAAAUUUGGAGGAGAAAGAGUAUUUUGGAAUGGUCGGUGUGAGGGUUUUAGUCCAUGAGUGGCCAAAGGCAUCUGGCUCCAGUUUGCAACUACUCAUCGUCCAAGAAGAGGUGGUGGAGCUUGAUGGAAGGCAGGCUCAGCAGAAGGAAGUGACCGAAGUUGACAUCUUAGUGAGGAACCAGAGGAUGCUGAGACAGGCCCGCUCCAGCCUCCGCUUGGAGGAGAGCAUGCUGCAUGCUCUGUCUCGGGACAGCGACACGCUGUUCACCCUCCCCGGCCUCUCCAGGAAGGGAGAAGGUGUUAAUCCGCUGCAGACCACCAGCCAGUACCUCACCGGGAACGUGGAGACCACCGUCGAAGGAGAGGCCCUGCCUGGCAAACUACCUGAAACGCCCCUCCGGGCGGAGCCUCCAUCUUCCUAUAAGGUGAUGUGUCAAUGGAUGGAAGACUUCCGGAGAGCGCUGUGCAGUUUCUGGAGCAGCGUGCUCCCACUGUUCUUUAUGCUUCUCAACGUCAUGCUGGUUGGAGUUAUCGGAGCGGCCGUGGUGAUAACCAUUCUAAAGGUGCUUUGCCCCGUGUUUGAUGACAAAGGAAUUCUUCAGUUGGAUCAAGUGGAUAUUAUACCUGUGACAGUUGUCAGCUUGUAUCCAGAUGGACCUGAGAAAAAAGCAGAAAACCUUGAAGACAAAGCAUGUCCUGAAGCCAUCAUUGCAGAUCAUGGACUCUGAAUUAGUCUGUUGAUUCAAAAAUUCCCACUUGGAUAUAAUUUUCAUUAAAAAUUAAGAAUCAGUUUAUACAUAGAGAACUUGCUAAACUCCUGCCCUCCUUAAUGGUGCCAAGCUAAAAUGUCACCCGAUUUUAUGAAAGCAUAGUUAUUUAGCCGCAUUGUUGAGAGAAUCUGAACAAAGUGGAAGAGAACACACAUGAGGACACUUUGAGAUGACCAAGGAGAAAAAGCCGAGACAGAAUGCCAGCGUGCCAGUGGUGUGCCACGUGCCUUUGCUCAGAAGACGGCCUCCACUUGUUUAGUGUAAUAUAUGACUUUAUGAAAAAGCACUUUACCAAAUUCUAAUUUAAAAGCUCAAAAACGUAACCUUUUUUUAUUCAAUAUGAUGUGCCUUUGUAUUCAUUGCACUCUAAAAAUCAUCAAACUAUAUCAUGCCAUGGUUGUAUCCUGUACCCAGAAUACUUACCUCUGCAGCACCAGGAUUUGAAAGAAAUGACACGUUCUCACUCUAUAAAAUAAACUUUUUUGGGGUGGGG
Molecule: messenger RNA, 1593 nt
Organism: Ochotona curzoniae (black-lipped pika)
Lineage: Eukaryota; Metazoa; Chordata; Mammalia; Lagomorpha; Ochotonidae
Gene: GINM1
Product: glycoprotein integral membrane 1
Exons: 8
Coding region: 33-1058 (341 amino acids)
Source: RefSeq, a predicted model, not a curated record